Phragmites australis (common reed) is the source of this 1554-nucleotide messenger RNA. RefSeq names its product putative 12-oxophytodienoate reductase 8. Gene Ontology annotation, molecular function: oxidoreductase activity; FMN binding. The transcript is spliced from 5 exons. NCBI's taxonomy places the organism in Eukaryota, Viridiplantae, Streptophyta, Magnoliopsida, Poales, Poaceae. The record is from RefSeq and is a predicted model, not a curated record. Bases 295 to 1539 code for a protein of 414 amino acids.
UCUAGUGCUAUGGCAGGAGUAGUAAGUGGUUCAUGAACUUGCUCUCCGGCAAGGUUUGUUCCUACCGCAUCUCAGCAAAUUUGCUAUAGGAAGCCAUAGCCACUACCGCACUAAUCUCGAUGCUAUAAGCACUCCACACAACCAUUCCUGCGCCUACAACGUUGCCGCUGUCGAUGCUGAUGCCAUCAUCUCUACUCUUCUUCUCCAAUAAAAUACAAGAGAGGCAUCGGAAUUCAGAGGGCAAGAGACAGUACCGCCACAGCGCCAAGGAACUUGUAAACGUAUCGCCAAUCCAUGGCAGAAAUUCCCCUCCUGACUCCCUACACCAUGGGGAGGUUCCACCUCUCACACAGGGUUGUCCACGCGCCACUCACCAGAUCAAGGUGCUACAACAACCUUCCUCGAGAACACGUCGCGCUGUACUACUCCCAGAGGGCCUCGAAUGGCGGCCUCCUUGUCGCUGAAUCCACUGGGGUCUCGGAGACCGCUCAGGGGUACCCCAACACGCCAGGUAUAUGGACCAAGGAACAGGUGGCGGCUUGGAAGCCGGUCGUGGAAGCCGUGCAUCGCAAGGGCGGAGUUUUCUUCUGCCAAAUCUGGCACGUAGGGAGGGCGUCUAUCUAUGAUUAUCAGCCCGAUGGACAAGCACCAAUUUCUUGUACGGACAAGCAGAUCACAACUGUGGUUCUCAAAGAUGGAAGUGUGGAGGAAUUCUCUGCCCCAAGGAGGCUUAGAGAAGAUGAAAUCCCUCAAAUCGUCAAUGAUUUUCGGCUUGCUGCUAGGAAUUGUAUUGAAGCAGGCUUUGAUGGAGUCGAAAUCCACUGUGCAUUUGGCUACCUAAUUGAACAGUUCAUGAAAGACAGCGUCAACGACAGAACUGACAAGUACGGUGGAAGCAUGGAAAACCGUUGUCGCUUUGCUCUAGAGGUAAUCCAAGCAACCACCGAUGAGAUCGGACCAGACAGAAUCGGUGUCCGUCUCUCGCCAUACUCAAACUGCCUGGACUGUUGGGACUCGGACCCGGAUGCACUUGGCCUGUACAUGAUCCAAGCCAUGAACAAGCUGGGCGUCCUCUACUGCAGCAUGGUUGAGCCUGAGGUGGUCAAAGUGGACGGCAAGGUGCAAAUCCCUUACAAGCUGUUGCAUUUCAGGAAGGCGUUUGCUGGUACUUUCAUUGUUGCCGGAGGAUACAACAGGGAAGAAGGCAACAGAGCAGUGUCUGAGGGUUACACGGACCUGGUGGCAUAUGGCAAAUGGUUUCUGGCAAACCCAGACUUGCCAAAGCGGUUUGAGCUGAAUGCGCCUUUGAACAAGUACGACAGAUCGACGUUUUACACUCCUGAUCCGGUUGUCGGUGCUUGUCAUGGCAGGCCUGCACCUGAGACUAACGGACCCAGCUCACGGCGCCGGCAUCGCCUCGCCGUGGUUCUGGCGUGCGGCUGCCGGCCAGGUUGGGCCAUUGGGAUGAGAGACCGGGUGCCAGUUCCGGCCGUGGCUGUGCUGCCAGCGGCGGUGCGUCGACGUUGGCGAGGAUCCUAACUGCGGCGCGCGCUG